AUGGCCGUUCACAUCCAAAGCACCAGGGAAGCUGAUGCAACAGGCCUCGACGGACCGAGGUUCGAGACAGCGGCGGGGGCAGUGCUGCGCACGGUGACGGCGCCCUGGUGGCUCUUCCAGGCACUGGAGGAGAAGGAAGCCUCCGUCAUCGAUUCCCUGGAGCACUCCGAGCUGGCGGACGCGGCCUUGCUGGCCUGCCUCGAGGCUUUCCGGGAGCCCGAUGCCGAGGGCCGACCAGAGACCACCUCGCCGGGAGUCAUGCAGCCAUCGGCAGCCUUUGUCGAGAAGCUGCGAGAGAUCCCCCGUGUCAUGAAGGACUUUCUGCUGGACAAGGAUGCCGAGUUACCGUCAGAGGCGCAGUGGCUCAGUAGCAAGCCCUGGCUGGAGCGCAGCUACCACCGCCAAGCCCUGGUCUACGUGUCAGCCUGGGUGGCAUCCCUGGUGUGGUGCGUGAGGUUCCGCAGCGGAGUGGCGACCUGUGCCAUCCUGGUCGCCUGGCUUCUGCCCUUCUCUUGGGUGACGUUGAGCAACACUCUGAGCGAGGUCCUGGGUACCACCGGAGGCGUCAUCCUGGGCAGCUUGCCCAGCUUUGCCAUGCGGUUCAGCCCCAGCUUCCGCAAGCACCCAGGGCAACCUGGCCCGCAUGAGAUGUUUAUAUGCUUCGCCAUCAUGUACCUGCUCUGGACACUGGCCACAUACUACUCCCAAGUGCAAGCAUUUCAGUGGCGAGUUGCAGCCUUGUUUUGGUCCUGCUUUGGCGGCGUGGAGAUGUUGCGGGACUUUGGCCUGGCAGAAGACUUCAGGAGCUACAUGUGGAAGCAGCGGUCCUGGGACACGCUGGUGGAUUUGUCCUUCGGCUGCGGCUUGGUCUUCUCCCUGGAGCUGGUGAUGGGCGUCUUGUGCCGGGAGCUCUCCGCCAAGCUCCGCGUGGCCAAGGCCUGCUCCGAGUGCCUCAAGCUGGUGGCGGUGAUCGCCGGCACCUUCCAGGACAGCGAUGGCUACUUGAUGCGCGGGCAGGCUGCAGAGAUGCUCAGCCGCGCCACGCGGCAGCAGGAACAGCUGCAGGCUGGAUAA
This is a messenger RNA of Effrenium voratum, 1074 nucleotides long. The record is from the annotation of a GenBank genome assembly. Lineage: Eukaryota; Dinophyceae; Suessiales; Symbiodiniaceae.